Molecule: messenger RNA, 2395 nt
Organism: Saccostrea echinata
Lineage: Eukaryota; Metazoa; Mollusca; Bivalvia; Ostreida; Ostreidae
Product: N-alpha-acetyltransferase 35, NatC auxiliary subunit-like
Exons: 20
Coding region: 28-2220 (730 amino acids)
Biological process (GO): N-terminal peptidyl-methionine acetylation
Cellular component (GO): NatC complex
Source: RefSeq, a predicted model, not a curated record
UCAUUUUAAUUUACGCAUGCGUUGUUCAUGUCAACACGCACCAUGGAAGGGGAAACACAACCACCAAGUGUUCCCAAUUCUCAAGGAGAUCACUUAAGAACUGAUGAUAAACCCCGAUAUGACUGGGUUGACAUCACAGAUGAAUUCAUGUCAUCAGCUUCAGAACUCCAAAUGGGGGAACUUCUCCAUGACACAGGAUUUGGAUUGUUUGAAGCCAUGUCAGCCAUUGAGAUGAUGGAUCCAAAGAUGGAUGCUGGUAUGAUGUGCAAUCAGAUACAGAGAAAAGUUCUGACCUUUGACCUGGCUUUAGAGAGUGGGGCCAUUAAAAUAAAAGACCUGACUAUUCCAGAACUGAUAGGUAUCAUGGACACAUCCCUGGCUUGUUUGGCCACAUGGUUGGAGGGUCAUUCCUUGGCCCAGACAGUGUUUACCAAUCUGUACCUACAUAAUCCCUAUGUAAUUGAGGACAAAUGUUUAAAGGCAUUCAGCAUCCUAAUGCUGAAACUAGUGGACCACAUCAGGGACAGGGUGAAUAGGGCUGGUGUCUUUGAAGAGGAGGACUUUCAAAGUAUGACAUACGGUUUUAAGAUGGCUGCUGAUGUCACAGAUACCAGAGCAACAGGGAUGAUGAAAGAAGUGGAGGAUGACCUUAACAGAACUCUCAAGAUGACUAGAAGUAAAGUGGGAGAGGAAAGAGAUGCAGAGACGGAACAAGAGCAUGAGAGGUGCAAUGCCUUGUUUUCAAGAGUGAAGUUCUUCAGGCUGUUUUUUAUGACUUUGUUAUCAUUCAGUAAAGAGAAGUGUGAAGGAAUUCCUCAGGCUCAGAAGUUGAUUGGUCAGCUUCUAGAACUCUUGCCCACCAUCAGGGACACCAUUUGUAUGGGCAUUCAGCCAGAUAAUAAGGAAGUGGGCAAGAAUGAUUACCCAACCAUCUUGGGUUUUGAGCCACUUGUCAAUCAGAGAUUGCUACCCCCCACGUUUCCCCGCUACACCGUGAUUCGGAGUCGUGAGGAGGCCCUACACCACAUCGAGGGUCUGCUGUACCGCCUCCAGAUUGUUACCACUGUCCCAGAACUCACUACUUUCCAUAUCAUCAUGGAAGCUUUUCAGGAGUUCAGUAAAUCAUCUCCUUGUGUUUUAUCUAGGUCCAUUUUACAGUUAACACUGCUUCCUUUGAACAAACGAGUGUUUGGUGUACACACCAUGGUGGAUUUCCUGAAAGACACAAUCAGGAACUUCAUUGCACCUCCAGUGCUGAGUCAAAAGUCAGCACUCUACAAUAACGCCCAGGCCAAGCAGUAUGUGGACGCUUGGUUUGUACAGACUGUUUGCCCAUUUACUGCCCUUGUCCAGAUAACUGGGCACAACCGGGCACGACAGAGGGAUAAAUGGGCACACAUUCUUGAAGAUCUGUCUGCACUACAAGAGGAGGCAGACAAAGUGGAUGCUUGCCUCCAUCAGAUUCUGAUAAAGAUGGAGCCUAAUCGCCAACACAUUGCCUGCCUAGGGAAUUGGGUCCUGUACCACACUCUGCAGGCCAUGAUCAGCUACCUGCUAGCUGGGUUUGAGCUGGAGUUGUAUGCUACUUAUGAGUAUCACUAUGUUUACUGGUAUCUGUAUGAAAUGUUAUUCUCCUGGUUGAUCAACACUCUACACAGAGCGGACAACUUCUUGUUAGAAAAUGAAACCAUGGCAGAUAGCCAACAGAAGGGGAGAAGUAACAAGAAAAACAAGAAAAGAAAGAGAAUCAAAACACUGAACAAAGAGAUUACCCUUGCUCAGGCUGGACAGCAGAUGUUUGGCGGGUAUUAUAAGGCUGUGAUGGGAUUUCAUUUGGAUGGUAAGAUGCAGCAGCCAGAAUUUCAGUUUGACAAUGAGGAGGUCCGAUACUCACAUCGCUUUCAACCCUUUACCAAUGUUUCAACGCCUCCAUAUAUACACUAUACUCAGUACAAGGAGAUGUCUGAUCUGAAGCGAUAUGAACCAGAUGCCACUGCUAUUAAUCUGUAUGGGGCUUCCUGUAAAUGUUUCCAUCAGGCUAAAGUUUUACUGGAGAGCUUCCACAAUCCCUCUGAUGAGGUACAAGCAAUGAUCAAGGUGGCUAAAGUAAAUUUUGUAGUGAUGAAAAUUUUAAUGGGAGGGCACAAGCAAGAUUCACAGGAUCCUCCAAUAUUUGACUUCUCUAUACACCCAGUAUAUCCAACUAUUAAGAUGGUGUAGCAGGUCAAAAGAUUCCCCCCUAGUCAUGUGACAGGAAGUCUGAUGUCAGAGAGAAGUAGGAAGUGAGUUAUGGUGGGAAACUGUAGGAGGAAUUCCAUUGACAUUUAUUGUGUGUUUUGUGGUGAACAUGAGUGAAUGAUAGUGUGUAAAGUAAUAAAAGAUGGCAAUGAAUCUG